Molecule: messenger RNA, 921 nt
Organism: Plenodomus lingam JN3
Lineage: Eukaryota; Fungi; Ascomycota; Dothideomycetes; Pleosporales; Leptosphaeriaceae
Biological process (GO): transmembrane transport
Molecular function (GO): transmembrane transporter activity
Source: RefSeq, a predicted model, not a curated record
AUGUCCGCAGACUUCUGGGCCGGCUACGUGUCAGGUGCCGCAGGCAUCAUAAUCGGCAACCCUCUUGAUCUGAUCAAGACGCGCCUCCAAGCUGGGCCGACGCCAGCAAUUAUCGACACUGCUACAUCCACCACCAAGGCCACAGUGGCUAGCCCUCGAGGUUUCCGGGCCCAUUUUGAUAGCGCGGGGACUCUGGUCAGAGGCGCUACAGCACCCAUUCUGACCUAUGGCGCCUUGAACGCUCUCCUUUUCGUAACCUACAACCGCACCCUUGCACUCCUCACGCCAUCGCCUUCGACCUUGACCGCGCCAGAUCUUGCGAAAAUCUGGAUUGCGGGCGCAACCGGCGGCCUCGCAUCAUUCGUCGUCUCUGCGCCUACCGAAUUGAUCAAGUGCCGUGCGCAGGUGUCCAGGGAAACGCAUACGACGAGUUGGUCGGUGGCGAGGGAUACGUGGAGGAGAGAAGGACUUAGGGGACUGUAUUAUGGUGGCGGGAUUACUAGUGUGCGGGAUGCUGUUGGCUAUGGGUUUUACUUCUGGUCAUAUGAAUGGUCGAGACAGGCCUGGAGUUCGCCAGAUGAUACGGAUAGACAGACGGCGGUGAAGAUAAUGCUUUGUGGUGGGCUGGCCGGUGUAAUCACUUGGGCAUCCGUCUUCCCGCUUGAUGUCAUCAAGACGAGAGUUCAGACACAGGCAUUGCGCCCUGAUCCAAGAGGGUCAGGUGAACAAAGCUCGCUGUUGCAAGCCGAGGUAGCAAAGCAACGCUUCAGCUCAUUUGAGAUCGCCAAGCACGCCUACAGAAAUGAAGGCGUGAGCGUCUUCUUUCGAGGACUGGGAAUAUGCAGUGUACGAGCCUUCAUGGUGAAUGCCGUACAGUGGGCUGUAUAUGAAUGGAUGAUGCGUCUGCUCCAGCCACAGUAG